AUGGACAAACUGAGUCAGACAAAUGAUGACCUCCGAUACCAUCUGAGCACAACAAGAGAGGAGCCAGAGCAGAGAGAGAGGUACAUUUACCCCCUCAACCAGCAGCUAGUCAAUAUGUCCUCUGCAUCUAGAGAACAUGUCCACCAGCUUGGUACAACACAGGCAGAACCUGAGACCAGCAUAACCAGCAUGGCCUCCACCACACAGCCUGAUGACACUGCACCAGCCUCCCAGUCUGCUCCAGCCCAGGUCAGCCUCCCAGCCUCCCAGUCUGCUCCAGCCCAGGUCAGCCAACCAGCCUCCCAGUCUGCUCCAGCCCAGGUCAGCCUCCCAGCCUCCCAGUCUGCUCCAGCCCAGGUCAGCCUACCAGCCUCCCAGUCUGCUCCAGCCCAGGUCAGCCUACCAGCCUCCCAGUCUGCUCCAGCCCAGGUCAGCCUACCAGCCUCCCAGUCUGCUCCAGCCCAGGUCAGCCUCCCAGCCUCCCAGUCUGCUCCAGCCCAGGUCAGCCUACCAGCCUCCCAGUCUGCUCCAGCCCAGGUCAGCCUACCAGCCUCCCAGUCUGCUCCAGCCCAGGUCAACCAACCAGCCUCCCAGUCUGCUCCAGCCCAGGUCAACCUACCAGCCUCCCAGUCUGCUCCAGCCAGGUCAGCCUACCAGCCUCCCAGUCUGCUCCAGCCCAGGUCAGCCUACCAGCCUCCCAGUCUGCUCCAGCCCAGGUCAGCCUACCAGCCUCCCAGUCUGCUCCAGCCCAGGUCAACCAACCAGCCUCCCAGUCUGCUCCAGCCCAGGUCAACCUACCAGCCUCCCAGUCUGCUCCAGCCCAGGUCAGCCUACCAGCCUCCCAGUCUGCUCCAGCCCAGGUCAGCCUACCAGCCUCCCAGUCUGCUCCAGCCCAGGUCAGCCUACCAGCCUCCCAGUCUGCUCCAGCCCAGGUCAACCUACCAGCCUCCCAGUCUGCUCCAGCCCAGGUCAACCUACCAGCCUCCCAGUCUGCUCCAGCCCAGGUCAGCCUACCAGCCUCCCAGUCUGCUCCAGCCCAGGUCAGCCUCCCAGUCUGCUCCAGCCCAGGUCAGCCUACCAGCCUCCCAGUCUGCUCCAGCCCAGGUCAGCCUCCCAGUCUGCUCCAGCCCAGGUCAGCCUACCAGCCUCCCAGUCUGCUCCAGCCCAGGUCAGCCUCCCAGUCUGCUCCAGCCCAGGUCAGCCUCCCAGUCUGCUCCAGCCCAGGUCAGCCUCCCAGUCUGCUCCAGCCCAGGUCAGCCAACCAGCCUCCCAGUCUGCUCCAGCCCAGGUCAGCCUACCAGCCUCCCAGUCUGCUCCAGCCCAGGUCAGCCUACCAGCCUCCCAGUCUGCUCCAGCCCAGGUCAACCUACCAGCCUCCCAGUCUGCUCCAGCCCAGGUCAGCCUACCAGCCUCCCAGUCUGCUCCAGCCCAGGUCAGCCUACCAGCCUCCCAGUCUGCUCCAGCCCAGGUCAGCCAACCAGCCUCCCAGUCUGCUCCAGCCCAGGUCAGUCUACCAGCCUCCCAGUCUGCGUCACCCAGACAAUCAUCCACAACUGCAAUCCUUAUCGAUUCAAAUGGGAAGUUCUUGGUCCAGGAAAGAUUAUUCCCUAGACACCAGGUGUAUAAGUUCUGGUGUCCUACAACUGAGAGUGCAAUGCAGCUACUCAGUCAGACCAGGAUUGACACCCCCGACAACAUCAUCAUCCACACUGGCACAAACGACCUUCAUGCCAAAGGUGAAAAUGUAUCUGGGGCAGUGAGAAGAGUGGCAGAACGGGCCCAGGCUAUGUUCCCAACAACCAAUAUAGUUGUGUCCACCCUCCUACCAAGAAAAUACUUCCCAGGACAGUUGAUCGACAGAAUAAAUCGACAGAUCACUGUGGACUGUGCCUCACUGCUCAACGUUAGAAUGGCUCACCAUCCCACUCUGACAGGUGAACACUUAUACGAUAAUGUACAUCUUGAUCAGGACAGUGUCAGAACUUUUGCUAAGGACCUUAAGGAUGUAACACUUGGCAGGGACCCACACACCCAUCACCCCAGCAGCAGAGUCCCCCCGCCCCACCUUCUGAAACAACAGUACCCCCACCAUCCCCAGGAGAGAAGAGCCAGACACGGCUUUUUACAGCACAGCUCUACAAGACCGGGCCCAACACAGCACAGAUUUACCAGACCAGACCCGCCUCAGGACAGCACGACCAGACCCGGCCCAUCACAACACAGCUCUACUAGACCCCACCCAUCACAACACAGCUCUACUAGACCCGACCCAUCACAACACAGCUCUACUAGACCAGGCCCAUCACAACACAGCUCUACUAGACCCCAUCACAACACAGCUCUACUAG
This is a messenger RNA of Coregonus sp. 'balchen', 2348 nucleotides long. The record is from the annotation of a GenBank genome assembly. NCBI's taxonomy places the organism in Eukaryota, Metazoa, Chordata, Actinopteri, Salmoniformes, Salmonidae.